CACACGGUCUCUGGCGAGGAAACACGUGUGCAUGCAACAUGCACACAUUCUGGCUCCGCCUACCAGAACCGCCGGGUGGCACCUCCUCGUUCGACAGUCAGAGACCAUCUACGCACAGCGCACGGCGACUGAUCAGGAGACCGAAUAGUCUACUACUGCGGUCACCGCUUCUGCUGUUAUGUUCAUGAUAUCUGAUAAU
Molecule: messenger RNA, 199 nt
Organism: Acanthoscelides obtectus
Lineage: Eukaryota; Metazoa; Arthropoda; Insecta; Coleoptera; Chrysomelidae
Source: the annotation of a GenBank genome assembly